Messenger RNA from Osmia bicornis bicornis, 2586 nucleotides. RefSeq names its product calcitonin gene-related peptide type 1 receptor-like (gene Dh31-R). Lineage: Eukaryota; Metazoa; Arthropoda; Insecta; Hymenoptera; Megachilidae. Gene Ontology annotation, biological process: cell surface receptor signaling pathway; adenylate cyclase-modulating G protein-coupled receptor signaling pathway. Gene Ontology annotation, cellular component: plasma membrane. The coding region runs from base 480 to 1862 and encodes 460 amino acids. Gene Ontology annotation, molecular function: calcitonin receptor activity. The record is from RefSeq and is a predicted model, not a curated record. The transcript has 14 exons.
GCCGCCGCACGAUUCGUAGUUUUCGAAGUUCUCUCGUCAAAAGAAUAUUUCGUUUUCAUUAUACGUGGAUUAUCGGUUCAAUUUAACAAUAAAAUAAGCGUAAACAUUAUGUAACUGAACGAUACGUCGUCAAAGUAAUAUAGUACAUUAAAUAUCUCCGAUAUUAACAAUGCAUUAUUCGCGAAUAAAGUUGUCGGCUUAAUAAUUUCUCAAUUUUCAAUUAAAGAACUACUGCGUGUAUCAGAUUAAUCUUUUAUUCAUUGAAAUCGUGUUUUAUUACAGUAAUUCGGUUGUGAAAGUGACAAUUCAACAUCAACAUGGACAAGUAGUCUACUGACAAGGACAUUGCUUUUGACAACGACGCCAUUAAGGCUACAUCACAGUUCAUCUGCUGAUUAAUAUGGACGUACAAACAGAGUUUCAAUUGUUUGCGUGUCUUUCGCGGCCUAUUUAGACCACUCGUUCACCUGGACCAAACGAUGCCUGGAAAUACGACAGCCGGUAGCACCCUAUUGGACGACGAACUUCGUCGCAUUUUACUGGAAAGGGAGCAGGAAUGCUUGCAGUUACAGGCUACCAAUUCAACCCCGCUACCGGAGCCAUAUUGUCGCAUUACUUUUGAUGGAUGGUCCUGUUGGCCAAAUACGCCAGCUGGAACGACAGUCUAUGCUUCAUGUCCGAAUUUUAUCACCGGUUUCGACGCUUCACUGAUGGCACAUAAAUAUUGUGAAACUAAUGGCACCUGGUUCCGACAUCCCGAAUCGGGUCAAGUCUGGAGCAAUUACACAACCUGUGUCAAUUUGAAGGACCUCAGUUGGCAGCAAGGAAUAAAUGGAAUUUACGAAGCCGGAUACGCGAUAUCGUUGGUCGCGUUGCUGCUCUCGUUAGGUAUUUUGACGUAUUUCCGCUCGCUAAGAUGUGCGAGGACCACUCUUCAUAUGAACCUGUUCGCUUCGUUCGCUGUAAACAACGCUCUUUGGCUUGUAUGGUAUAGAUGCAUCGUAGCGAAUACAGAUUUACUGUUAAACAAUGGGAUAACGUGUCGUCUUUUGCACGUAGUACUGCAUUACUUUCUACUCACUAAUUACUCCUGGAUGCUGUGCGAGGGUUUUUACCUGCAUACGCUACUCGUUAGUGCUUUCACCAGCGAGCACAGAUUAGUGAAAUGGUUGAUGGGUCUUGGGUGGCCGGUACCAGCUGUGAUCGUUAUGAUUUAUGCCACGUUGAGGGCCACCAGCGAUGAUCCUACCGACACUGAACAGUGUUGGAUCAACGAGGGUAAUUACAUGAGCGUACUAGUUUACCCCGUGUGCGUUUCAACCCUGUUGAAUCUGCUCUUCCUCUUCAACAUCGUUCGUGUUUUGUUGAUGAAACUUAGAGCUGGUCCUAGGAUCGGUACGCAGCCUUCAAGAUCUAUGCGUCAAGCAUUUCGAGCAACGCUACUUCUUGUACCUCUAUUGGGUCUGCAUUAUCUCGUCAUCCCCUUUAGACCACCAAAAAAUCAUCCCUGGGAACAAUUUUACGAGGUUCUUUCCGCUAUAACGGCCUCUUUCCAGGGUCUCUGCGUUGCCGUUUUAUUCUGUUUUUGCAACGGCGAGGUAAUAGCGCAGUUCAAAAGGAAAUGGGAGGGCACAGCGUUUCUGCGAAAUCGAGCCAAUUCUUGCACAGCCACCACGGUCUCGGUCCGAUGGCGGGAGAGGAGAAGGUAUGACUGUCGUCAGCCGUCGCCGGAAAUGCUGGACGAGAAACCCGUGGAUGUACAACUGGUCGAUCAUUGUCCCGUGACCAAUAAUCUCAACAAUCGUGCCAGAUUACUGAUCGAGUCGAACGACACUGAGCAUUACGAACAAACGCGGUGUUGAUAAGCCUUCGAUGAAAGGGACAGCCUUCAGAAGUGGCUGACGAAGGGAUUACUCGAAGGUCGGAAGUGUCAUGAGGAGGGAUGAUCAAGCUGGGACGAAUUCCUGGUGACACUGAUAAGAGGGAGGAUUUCGAGGGGACAGGAUCAAAGGGUGCUUUCUUUUUCGAAAGAACGAAUAGGUGACAGAUGGUUAAAGAUCACAGAUCCUCUAUUAGCUAGGAGUCCGCGUUGUUGAGGAUGAUGAACGAUGCUUUUUUAAUGGGAUGAGUGGCGUAAAGGGUGAUAAAUUGUAUUGGGUGUAUGCAAGAGUAUGUAAUGAUUAACAAGUUUAACUUGAUGUUAUUAGUUCCCUUAGGAAUUAUUUUCUAAUCAUUUUGUUUUUUCAAGGUUGGUUAAUUGGACUACUACUGUAAGUUUAAUUAUUAAGAAAAAAAAUUCUUAGACUUUUGAUCCCUCAUUACUUUUGUAUACACUUAAUAACUUAUACGGGAGGAGUGAUAGUGAGGGAUGGGGUAGUUUAAGAAGAAUUUAGUUAAAUUUUUUAACUUAUUUAACACUGAUUACCGUGCUUUGGUGAAUUUUAUAAUAUUAAAGACAGUUAAAACAUUGAAAAUUAUGGUGAUUUAAGACAAAGAAAUAUUUAAUUAAAUGUACCGUAUGUGUGUGUUAAUUAUGUUUUAAUUAAGUUUGUAUGUUAAUAAUGAAAUUAAAUAAUUUCGCCUCGA